Messenger RNA from Oncorhynchus kisutch (coho salmon), 2878 nucleotides. RefSeq names its product 60 kDa lysophospholipase-like. Gene Ontology annotation, molecular function: protein binding; asparaginase activity. The coding region runs from base 709 to 2550 and encodes 613 amino acids. The transcript has 18 exons. Lineage: Eukaryota; Metazoa; Chordata; Actinopteri; Salmoniformes; Salmonidae. Gene Ontology annotation, biological process: amino acid metabolic process. The record is from RefSeq and is a predicted model, not a curated record.
GGAGGUUGUCGAGCAGCAACAGUGUUGAGUCUCUGGAUGUGAGCCCUUGUGCUGAAGCGCGAGUCUUGGUCAUCAACACCGGAGGAACUAUCGGGAUGAUGUACCAUAAUAACGAUGUCUACACUAAAAAUUAGGGGUUCAACAAGGGUUCUUCUAAGAUCCUCAAAGUUCUUUGAAGAACCUUAGGGUUCUUGGCACUGAAAAUUGCCCCCAAAAGGUUCUUCUGAGAACCCCAUAUGAGGUGGGGUUCAUCGAGGAACCUCCUUAGUUGGUGGAUGUUCUUGCAGGAACCUAACUGCCCAACUGAAACAUUUGGAUUUGAAAGGACAGCAGGUGCAGGCACUUAACUUUAAAGAUCUCCUCAAUUUAAGGUAAGAUUUGUCACUUUUAUAUGAUCUAAAUUGAUAUUGUUUUGUGAUGAUACAAUCUGUAUCUUUAAAUAUUUGUGCAAAUCUUUCUAAACCAGAUAAUGGACACAAUUCAAUGGAUAUCAAUAAACAAAGAGGUAUACAGACGAUGAGGCAUACAAAGGUAUGUCUCUCGGUAUGUUAUGGAGAUCACAUGUACCAUCCUCCCUUGCCUCUUCAAUGAAAACCCCAUAGGCCUCUACAUUAUGGACAAGUGCUGUGCCCAGAGCCUAAUGUGUUUGUGAAGGCCCUGCGAAAGCUUCCCAACCUCCAUGAUGAGCAGUAUGCCCUGCAGACCCGUAUGUACGACUAUUACAGCACGAGUGGCCCACAGGAGAACACCCUUGUCCUGCCGAUGCCGACAGACCUCGCUGAUGAACUAUCAAAAAGGCUGUGCAAACAAAAUAAGAGGAUAGUGUACACUGUUUUAGAGUACAGCCCCUUGCUGGACUCUUGCAAUAUGACCACAGAUGACUGGGCUACAAUUGGGAAGGACAUUGAGAAACACUAUGAGAAGUAUGACGGUUUUGUCAUUCUCCACGGCACGGACACCAUGGCCUACACAGCAUCCGCUCUGUCCUUCAUGUGUGAGCAUCUGGGGAAGCCUGUCAUCCUCACCGGCUCCCAGGUGCCGAUCUAUGAGAUGAGGAACGAUGGAAGAGACAACCUGUUGGGGGCGCUGCUGAUCGCUGGUCAGUUUGUCAUUCCUGAGGUUUGUUUGUAUUUCCACCACAAGCUGUACCGGGGGAACCGUGUAACCAAGGUGGAUUCUGGGAGUUUCAAUGCCUUCAAUUCUCCUAACUUGGCUCCUCUGGCCAUUGCUGAAGUGGAUAUUAAAAUUAACUGGGACACAGUGUGGCGAGUGAACACAACCUCGCAGUUCAGAGUGAGCACUCAGAUGAACCGUAACGUGGGUCUGCUGAGACUCUUCCCAGGCAUCACUGCGAUGACCGUGAAGUCGUUCCUGCAGGCGCCCAUGGAGGGCAUUGUCCUGGAGACGUAUGGUAGUGGAAACGCCCCUGAUAACUGUGCUGACCUGCUUGAGGAGUUCCGAAAUGCCACAGAGAGGGGUGUGAUCAUGGUCAACUGCACCCAGUGUCUGAGGGGUUCUGUCACCACAUCGUACGCCACUGGAAAGGCCUUGAGUGACGCAGGACUGGUGGCAGGCUGUGACAUGACUCCUGAGGCUGCCCUGUGCAAGCUGUCCUACGUGCUGGCCAGGACGGACCUCAGCAUAGAGGCCAAAAGAAAGAUGCUGAGUCAGAACCUGCGGGGAGAGAUGAUCGCUGACCUGCAGGGGGCCAAGCUCACUCUGAGUGACAGUCGCUUCAUCCAGGUUAUCGCCAAGUCCCUGAGCAUCAGCUGUAAGGAGGAGCUAGAAGCCGUCCGGGAUGCUCUGACACCCACCUUAGCUUGUGCCGCUUCUAAGAUAGGAGACUUGGAGGCCUUGGAUGCCAUAAAGGAGAUGGGCAGUAACUUAAGUCUGGGGGAUUAUGAUGGACGUACCCCUCUGCACAUCGCUUCCUGUGAGGGCCACCUCAAUGUGGUGCAGUAUCUACUGAGCCAGGGCGCCACUGUCUACGCCAAAGAUCGCUAUGGGGACACACCCCUGCGCAAUGCUGUGCGCUUCAGACACAAAGAGGUGGUGAAGCUGCUGAGAAAGACUGGAGCUCAUUUCUCCAGGGAUGAGUUGGAGGAUGCCGGCUCAGAGCUGUGCAGUCUGGCAGCCAGUGCUGACAUCAAGGGCCUGGAGAUGUGGCACCUGGCCGGGGGAGACCUGGACACGCCAGGCUACGACGGGCAGACGCCGAUGGAGGUGGCUAAGGCUGUGGGGAAUGAAGUUGUGAUUGACUUCAUACACCAGGUCAGCCAGUCCCACGCCCAGGUAAGAGAUGGACUAUCAUCUAGCGUUACUGUUCUCCUCUGUGCUCCUCCAACAGCAUUCAUCUCUGCUUCAAUUAAGAGAGCUUAUCUCUCCGACCUGAGCUCACUGAAAUCAAACAAAGUGAAUAAUAUUUUACUGUAUCGGGUCUUUGUCAGUUUAUAUUGUCUGACGAACCUAAACCAGUUCAGCACACUGUAUUAUCCACUUUUUUUCUAUCUUCAACUUGUCACUAUUUCCUGUUUAUUAAAAACCUCCUAGUCACCACUGUUUUUCCUCAUCAGUCAGAUGUAAGUAAUGAGGUAAUCCAUCUUCGGUCAUUUUACUUUUCAACACGAGAAUGAGUCUCAUCUCAUCCCUGUAUAUUAAUAGAUUUGACCAAGUUUAGCAAUAUAUUUACGACAACUAAAACAUUACUACGAUCCAUGAUUGUGAAUGAAUGGUGUGGCAUGAAGCAUCCAAGAGGUAGCCUAUGAAUUAGAUUUGACAUAUAGGCUAGAAAACCAUGUAGGCUACAGAAUAGGGAUGUAGUUUCAUUCACGUAGUUUCAACUUUGCCAUGUGCUCCAAUAACAUGUUUUUUUGCUUAC